UCCGACAGUCCAAUGACUCCUGCAAUGGUAAAAACUAACAACGGCAUUCGGCCGCUGCGAAUCGUCUUUCGUGAAUUUGGUUUACAUUUGCUGGCACGCCACGGUUAAAGUCCGACGACCGUCGACCGUCAAUACUGUACCUAUACCAUAGUGCGAUAGUCGUCGGAACCAGCCGAUCCGAAACCGUAAAUUCGCGAAAAUAUAUUAUUAUUAUGGUUUCCGCUUCGCUACAUUUUCAGGCGCGGACAGUCGUUGUCCUAUUACUGUUGCAGUGCUCGUUCGUGGUCAUCGUCCGAGGCUCAUCGCCGCCGCCGCACUAUCCGCCUCUAUUCCAAUCUGCGCUGAAAUAUUUGGGAGAAACACUGGAAUGGGAAUCCAACGAGACCGUCGACAGGGCGAAAGUGAAUCCGGAAUACGAUUUUGUCGUGGUCGGGGCCGGAAGCGGAGGAUCAGUAGUGGCGAGCAGGCUGUCCGAAGUGAAAAAAUGGAGGGUGCUGUUGAUUGAAGCCGGACAACACGCCACACACGUAAUGGACGUGCCCUUGGCCGCUCCGUUUUUGCAAUUUUCCUCGAUCAAUUGGAAAUACAGGACAGUUCCGAUGAAUAAUUCAUGCCUGGGUUUCGAAGGUAAUCGGUGCAAAUUUCCGAGAGGCAAAGUCAUGGGUGGCAGUAGCGUACUGAAUUACAUGAUAUAUACACGUGGUAACAGAAAGGAUUACGACAAUUGGGCAGAUAUGGGUAACACAGGUUGGGAUUAUGACAGUGUUCUAAAAUAUUUCAUCAAGUCGGAAAACGCUAACUUGUCCCACUCCGACCCUGGGUAUCACGGAAGAAACGGAUUGUUGUCGGUGUCUGAUGUCCCGUACAGAACGAAAAUAGCAAAAGCUUUUGUGGAAGCCGGAUCACAAAUAGGACUUCCUGUUGUAGACGUUAAUGGAGAGAAACAAGUCGGGAUAAACUAUUUGCAGACCACCUUGAAAAACGGUCUCCGUCAUAGUGCGAAUGCAGCGUUUCUUUUUCCGGCGAAAAAGAGAUCAAACCUGCAUGUAAAAAAGUUCAGCACAGUAACGAAGAUACUGAUCGACGAAUCGAAGAAGACAGCGAUCGGCGUGGAGUUUGUCAGGGGCGGAAAAAAAACCAGAGUGUACGUCCGGAAGGAAGUGAUCGUUUCCGGUGGCGCCAUUAACACACCGCAGCUGCUCAUGCUGUCCGGAAUCGGGCCCAAGCAACACUUGGCAGACCUUCGGAUCCCGUUGGUGUCAGACUUGCCUGUCGGCGAGAACCUGAUGGACCACGUGUCGCUGGGCGGUCUGGUGGCAACGGUGAACGAUACCGUAUCGAUCAGGCUGCACAAGGUAUUCAGUGAUCCGUUCAUUUUGAACGACUUGCUGCAGAACCACAACGGCAUGUAUACAAUACCGGGUGGACCUGAAGCCCUGUCGUUCGUGGACGUGGACAGUCCGAGUUUGGCGGACGGCCAUCCCAAUCUCGAGCUACUUCUGGCGUCUGGAAUGUACUCGUCUCACGAACUGAUGCCCAAGCUGUGUGGCAUGAGGGAAAAUCUGUACGACGCAGUGUAUCGGGCCACGGAAGGUAUGGACGGGUUCACGGUUUUCCCGAUGGUGAUGCGCCCCAAGAGCCGCGGCCGCGUGUGGCUGAGAGACAGCGACCCGUUCCACCACCCACUGAUCGACCCCAACUAUUUCGCUGAUGAGAGAGACCUAGACGUGAUCGUGGCCGGAGUCCGGCUUGUCCAGCGGAUGCUGCUCACGGACCCGAUGAGGUCACUCAACGCCACGAUCCUGGAAACGCCGCUGCCCGGAUGAGUGCAACAUGUGUUCGACACGGACGAGUACUGGAAAUGUUGCGCCCGCCAGAUAUCGUUCACGAUCUAUCACCUAUCUGGCACGUGCAAGAUGGGACCGGCCACGGAUCCGACGGCCGUAGUCGACCCCAGAUUGCGGGUGCAUGGGGUCGGUGGCCUGAGAGUGGUGGACGCGUCGAUCAUGCCGGAAGUGCCAGCGGCUCACAC
Myzus persicae (green peach aphid) is the source of this 2032-nucleotide messenger RNA. Its product is annotated as glucose dehydrogenase [FAD, quinone]-like. Lineage: Eukaryota; Metazoa; Arthropoda; Insecta; Hemiptera; Aphididae. The record is from RefSeq and is a predicted model, not a curated record. Gene Ontology annotation, molecular function: oxidoreductase activity, acting on CH-OH group of donors; flavin adenine dinucleotide binding. Bases 213 to 1826 code for a protein of 537 amino acids. The transcript has 5 exons.